Alternaria burnsii is the source of this 2412-nucleotide messenger RNA. RefSeq lists its product as uncharacterized. Gene Ontology annotation, molecular function: protein dimerization activity. Gene Ontology annotation, cellular component: exomer complex; trans-Golgi network. The record is from RefSeq and is a predicted model, not a curated record. Gene Ontology annotation, biological process: conjugation with cellular fusion; Golgi to plasma membrane transport. Bases 1 to 2412 code for a protein of 803 amino acids. NCBI's taxonomy places the organism in Eukaryota, Fungi, Ascomycota, Dothideomycetes, Pleosporales, Pleosporaceae. The transcript is spliced from 4 exons.
AUGCUCGUCUCCCUCACAGUCGGAAAGGUCGACGCCGGAGUAGCAGUGCUACUGACCGAAGACAAGCGUCUUAUCGAGUUCCCCUCCAUAUUGCUACCCCCGGACAUCUCGUCUGGCUCUAUGGUGGACAUCGACGUGGGAAGGAACUACAAAGCCGAAGCCGACGCACAGAAAGCCUUCCACGAGCUCCAGUCUGAGAUCUUCCGUACCUUUGGCCAGCGCACCCCCUCAGCCCCCGUCCUCAAGUGUCGCAAUGCCACCCAGACUUCCGUCGUCCUCGAGUGGGAUCCCAUCGACAUUGCGACGGCCGAACUGCGCAGCCUCACUCUAUACCGUAAUGGCAACAAGGCCGGCACAAUACCCAAGCCGAGCGACGUACACAGCACCAAGCUCAGUGGCCUGGCAGUCGACACCGAGUACCAGUUUCACCUGGUUCUGAAGACUAGUGCGGGCACCUUCAGCAGUGAGAAGCUGUUGGUCCAGACACACAAGAUGACAGACUUGUCUGGUAUCACCAUCACCCCUGGCCACAUGCCCGCCGCUCUCCGCGAGUCGCUGCAGCGUUCCGUUGAACGAAUCGGCGCUAAAAUUGCGGAUAACGUGCGCAUCGACACCACGCACUUUGUAUGCACUGAGGGCAGGGGACCGGCAUGGGAAAAGGCAGUCGAGAACAACAUCCCAGUAGUCGUGCCAGACUGGGUCAUAGGCUGCGAGCGGGAAGGCAGAAUUGUUGGUGUGAGGGGCUACUACCUGAACGCAGACCCCAGGUUACGAAGUGUCGGUCCGGGAGGCUCUCAGCAAGCACCUCAACAAUCAUCACAGCAUCAGCAACCUAGAAGCCCUGUUAUGAGCCCGCGCACAGAGGUGACACCACCCACACCCGAGCAACCAAGGCGCGAUCGCGAUACAGACGGAGCAGCACCGCCUCCUCCACCACCAAAAGACAACGUCAGUGAAAAGAGCGAGCGGAACUCGAUCGAGCCCAAGACGCAAACCGAAGAACAAAAAGCCCGAACCGAAGAUCUCAAACCACAAUCGGACCAGGAGAAACAGCAAGACAGCGAAGAGGAAGAUUCCGAGCCUGAACCGAGCGAUGAGAAGUCUAUAGAAGCAAGUUUACCGCAACGGCCAAAGCCUGGGCAGCCAUCGGCCGAAGACGACGGUGACGGAGCAAGCUUUCAGGACAUCAUAACACUGCAAAUCCCACUUUUGAACCUAGUCAACGUUCUUACCCUUGCCGUUGGAUCCAGGCGUCAAUUGCUCCGCGUGAGCAUUAGUCUACCACUUAUUGUUUUACUCGUCACGCAAUCUCUGUAUCGAGAAUGGCAUGCAGGCUGGGGAAAUCACUAUGCUAUCAACUGCGCGGUAUGGUGUUGCGUUUUCAAUUAUGUUGACUGGGUUUUACUGGGUAGUCCCGAAAAAGAAGGGUGGUACAAGAUUCAGUACGGCAAGGAUGGAAAGAAUGGAGAUGAAAACAAACACAAGGACAAUGACAAGGUGUCAAAAAAGAGUUACGAAGAUAAGCCAGGUGGUGCAGGAAGGACAUUCCCGAGUAGAAUGUGGUGGGCGCUUCGUCUCACGACAACGCCUCGCUACACAGGUUGGAGUAACCAAGUCAAGAACGUGUACAUGGAAGUACCGGCCGACUACCCCCGUCUCACCUUUGUCGCUCGCAAAACCCUGCGAGCCCUCAUCUUCUACCUCAUGAAAGACGUGAUAGUCUCCUACUCCGCCGGCUCUCCUUAUGGGUCCUGGGUCGACAUCCGCACUAUUAAGCCUUUCCAACCCUUCCCACCGUCCUCACCGUUUCUCUCCCGUUUCUGGUAUACCUGGAUUCAUAUACUCCUCACAAUGACAUCAAUGGAAAUGGCAAACUCGGCUGUCGGUGUUGUGAGCGUAGCUACGCAUCUCGCCAACCCACGGGACUGCCCUUCUCUCUUCGGCAAACUUGAAGACCUGUAUAGUGUGCGUAGUGCAUGGUCGAGGGUAUGGCAUCAGCAGUGUCGGCGCAUCUGCUCCAGUCCUGGUACCUGGCUUACCAGGGAUGUGUUGGGUUUGUGCAAGGGCUCUUUCGCGUCCAAAUAUGUCCAGCUUUUUGUCGCGUUUGGCGUAUCUGGAUGGGCUCAUGGAGCGGCGAGUAUGUUGGUGAAUCGUGAGUUUGACGAUGACGGCGCGCUCAAGUGCUUUCUCGGACAGGCAGCGAUCAUCAUGCUGGAAGAUCACAUCAUUGACUUUGGAAAGCGGAUGGGGUUCAGGGAUAGUAUCUUCUGGCGUGUGCUGGGGUUUUUGUGGAUGAUGAGCGCGAUAGGGUGGGGUAUGGAGGAGUGGUUUGUUAAGACUAUUGCGAGGGGUAUGUGGGUGCAUGACAGAGAGAGAGACUUCUUUGGUAUAGGGCCUGGGGUUGUUGCAUAG